Arabidopsis arenosa is the source of this 1344-nucleotide messenger RNA. The record is from the annotation of a GenBank genome assembly. Lineage: Eukaryota; Viridiplantae; Streptophyta; Magnoliopsida; Brassicales; Brassicaceae.
AUUGAUUCAUAGACCUAAUUUCAGUUCCUCUGCUCUCUCUCCCAAUCUCUCCGCCGGCGGGAAAACCAUGUCGCACUUCGGAAGGUCAGGUCCACCGGAUAUCAGCGACACCUACUCACUUCUCGUCCUUAACAUCACCUUCCGUACGACUGCUGAUGAUCUCUAUCCUCUAUUCGCAAAGUAUGGAAAGGUCGUUGAUGUCUUUAUUCCCAGAGAUCGAAGGACUGGUGAUUCGCGUGGUUUUGCGUUUGUUCGGUAUAAGUAUAAAGAUGAAGCUCACAAAGCAGUGGAAAGGCUUGAUGGAAGAGUUGUUGAUGGCCGAGAGAUAACUGUUCAGUUUGCGAAAUAUGGGCCAAAUGCUGAAAAGAUUUCCAAAGGAAGAGUUGUGGAACCACCACCAAAGUCACGAAGAUCCAGAAGCCGUAGUCCUAGGAAGAGUCGUAGUCCUAGGAAGAGUCGUAGUCCUCGGAGGAGCCGUAGCCCGCCUAGACGCCGUAGUCCUAGAAGAAGCCGCAGUCCCCGUAGGAGGUCCCGAGAUGAUUACAGGGAAAAAGACUACCGGAAGAGGAGCAGGAGCAGAAGCUAUGAGAGGCGUGAAAGGCAUCAGGAGAAGGAUAGAGAUCAUCGUCGUCGCACUAGGUCUCGUAGUGCCAGCCCAGAUGACAAACGCAGAGUCAGAGGCCGUUAUGAUGAUGAGAGCCGCAGUCACAGUCGCUCCUUGAGUGCAUCUCCUGCUCGCCGCAGCCUCAGCCCUAGAAGUUCAUCCCCACAAAAAACCUCUCCUCCUACAGAAGUUUCUCCUGAUAAACGUAGCAAUGAGAGGUCUCCAUCUCCUCGUCGCAGCCGCAGCCCAAGAAGCCCUUCUUUGCAAAAGGCCUCUCCUUCUAAGGAGGUGUCUCCUGAAAGGCGUAGCAAUGAGAGGUCCCCGUCUCCUGGUAGCCCUUCUCCCUUGGGCAAAGUUGAUGCUGCUUCUCGAAGUCAAUCUCCUUAUGCUGCGGAAUGACUGCAGCCAAUUGCGAAGGAGACAUGGUGUAUGAAAAACAUGUUUGCUUGUACUGAUGAUGUUUCAUCAUCAAGCACUGGAACGUCUACCCUCUGUAGUAUUACUUGCUUUCCUCUGGUUCGAGAAAAGAAUUGAGUGGGAUGAUGGCACAACCAUGUUGAGAUUGUAGCUGUUGAUGCUGUUUAUGAAACUGUAGAUGAUCGAUGCUGUUUAUGAAACCGUAGAUGAUCGAUGCUGGUCACAGCAAUCUGCUUAAACUCCCCUUCCAUACAUAGUAGCUCCUUUGUGUCUCUAACUUGUUGCCCAAUGCUUACUUAGAAGGGCCUGGUUCGUUGAGUUUU